UAUUCUAGAGGGGUGUUGCUGCCGGCGGAAGUGGUGGAUAUAUAUAUUGUACUAUAGCUACCUUAUGGCAAUAGUCAAAGUUUUAAUUGUCUCGGCAAAUAUUGAGGUUAUGGCGACGUUUUUUGGUGAAGUUUUGACGGUGUAUUCUCGGGCUGUGGAGGAAGACGAUGAGAGCCUCGAUGAAAACGAAGAAGAUGAACAGAUUCGCAGAGAACUAGAGGAAAAGAGGGAGGUUCGUCUGCACUGGAGCCCUGAAGUCUCUGAGUCACUGAGGUCUGGAAACAAGUUGCAAUGUUCAGACUUCGUCCUUGCUGUGGGACACAAUGCUGCCAGGUUUCUGUCAGUGUACGUUCUCACCUCUGCAAACUGGGACACAGUAGGGCAUGCAUCAGUUUGGAAUGAGAGGAGCCGGCCUGUAACUGGGCAAGCAAGUGAGGAGUCGGCAUGUGUUUUCUACAGGCACAAGGAGAACCCAUCAGUUUUGAUAUGCCAAGUGACUUGCUACAUUGCAGAAGACCAGCUUUUUCAGUGGACAGAAAAGGUUUUUGACUGUCUGCAGCAGAGAGAACUGAAUGUGACUGUGCUGUCAGAAAGCUCUGUGUCUGAUUACAAGACGGUAGACUACCUGUGCAGUAGCUCUUCUCCCUUCAUGCGCUCUCUCCACACUGGUACUUUCAGGGGUCAGCCUGCCUGCCAGUCGCUGGAGCAGCCAAACAUUAUUACUGGACUCCCAGCUGCAGUACUGAACCACUGCCAGGUCCACUGCAUCGCUGCUGUUGUUUACCAGUGUUACAGUGAUAUCACUGGUCCUGACUCUGUCACCAUGGAGACCUACAAGCCUGCACUAACCAAGCUUAGCAAGCCCAUACAGUGUGACUUGUCUCCAAGCACAGAUGUCCUCCGCAAGUCUGUCAAAACCACUGACAUUCAGAGUAAUCUUUACAUUUGAAAAUGGGCUUGUCACCCUGUGUAGUGCAAUUUAAUCCUAUUUUCAUUUUCAUUCAUUCUGUGUAAUUUUUAAAUAAAGAAAUUAAGCACCCAAAGCCUUUGUUUAACUGUAAGUGU
This is a messenger RNA of Monopterus albus (swamp eel), 1065 nucleotides long. It is a transcript of the gene psmg1, whose product is annotated as proteasome (prosome, macropain) assembly chaperone 1. Gene Ontology annotation, molecular function: proteasome binding. Lineage: Eukaryota; Metazoa; Chordata; Actinopteri; Synbranchiformes; Synbranchidae. The record is from RefSeq and is a predicted model, not a curated record. Gene Ontology annotation, biological process: proteasome core complex assembly. The coding region runs from base 65 to 949 and encodes 294 amino acids. Gene Ontology annotation, cellular component: endoplasmic reticulum. The transcript has 7 exons.